AUGCGAAGAGAUCUCAACACCUCAUCUUCCCACUGCCGGAUCACGAGUAACUGUGUCAGAAUCCUGUUCACUGCGCACAUACCUGGAUCUCUUGAGCUAAUUGGAAAGAUCCCACUUCGCGGGGUUUACAAAUCUUGCGCUAGAGAGGCAUUGUUAAGUGCCGGUCAAGUCGGCGGGGGAACGAAAUACUGCAUUAUUUCAUAA
Melampsora larici-populina 98AG31 is the source of this 204-nucleotide messenger RNA. It is a transcript of the gene MlpPh2, whose product is annotated as pheromone precursor. The transcript has a single exon. Lineage: Eukaryota; Fungi; Basidiomycota; Pucciniomycetes; Pucciniales; Melampsoraceae. The record is from RefSeq and is a predicted model, not a curated record. Bases 1 to 204 code for a protein of 67 amino acids.